UCCGCCAUGUCUACACGGACAACAAUAACAAACGGCAAUUAGUGCGCUUCCGUUGCCCAUGACACCGGAGCGAAGUUCUGACAGCUUAUUGUCCAAUCAAUUUAUAUCCACCCCGAGUCCACAAAUAAUCCCUUUUGAAGUUAUUUCCACUCGGACGUGCCUCCUUUAACCCCCGGCUGGAGUUGCAGAUAGAGCCUUUCGUUUGAACAGAGGAGGGCGGCUGAUUAUGGUGUAGCACGGAGCGCUAGCUCCGAGACAGCAGUUUUUUUAGCAGCAGUGCAGUGCAGCAGAGUGCAGCGUGGGGCCGACCGAGGCAGAUCACAGCAGAGUAGUCAUGCUUACGUUGGCCAGUAAGCUGAAGAGGGAUGAUGGAGGAAAGGCGGGCCGUGCCUCCGGAGCCUCUGACUCCGCCCAUAGGAUUUCCAUCAGGGACCGCCUCCUUACCAAAGAAGUUGCAGAACUUGAAACCAAUCUCCCUAGUACAUGCAAAGCCAGUUUCCCAGAUGAGGACAAGCUGCAUUAUUUUCAGCUGGCAGUGUCACCUGAUGAAGGUUACUACCAGAGUGGAAGGUUUCAGUUUGAAAUAGACGUCCCCGAAGCCUAUAACAUGGUGCCUCCUAAAGUGAGAUGUCUGACCAGAGUAUGGCAUCCUAACAUAACAGAGAAUGGAGAGAUCUGUUUAAGCCUAUUGCGGGAACACUCUAUUGAUGGCACAGGCUGGGCCCCAACUAGAACAUUAAAGGACGUUGUCUGGGGAUUGAACUCCUUGUUUACUGACCUGUUGAACUUUGAUGACCCUUUGAAUAUCGAUGCUGCAGAACAUCAUCUGAGAGACAAGAAGACUGCAAGAGACAGUUGGUUAGAUAAAAGAUGCCAGGAAGACAGGAGGAUUUUCGGAAUAAGGUUCAAGAUUACAUCAAGCACUACGCCAGAUGAUAGACGCAUCGGCUACCUACAUUAGCCUGCACCAACCAACCAAACGGCUCUACCUUGCCUCUGCUUAUCUUGGCCAAGUCCCCCUCCCCCUCCACGUGUGUGAAUCAACAGCCGACUCUUACAAUUCCCCUCUCGACACCACAGCCACGCCCACGCCCUGCUGGUAACCAAUUGCAAUAAAUUCCACAUUGCGGGAAUGAAAAAAAAAAAGAGAGAAAAAAACGAUGCAUUUAAGUCAAGACUUGCAUACAAAAGUAAAAUCUGCUUUAAUUAUCCUAAUCGAUCGAGUGUUGGACCACAAUGUCUGUUAAUUGUGACGAGAUUGCUGAAUAAGGCCGCUUCCUUGAGAUGUCCCUCGGUGCCGGUCGGAAGUGAGCCAUGGUAACAACCGGCAAGGGAUGAGAUGAGUCACCGGCCAGUAAAACAAAAUAAGGCAGUGACGUCAGCUGUUAAAAAAAGUUAAUGAAUCAAGAGAAAGAAUAUCUGUUGCAAUCGGUCCUCUGUUCUAGUGCCUGCUAUGUUUGUGUCGCAAAAGAGAAAAUGCAUGUGAGUUCACACACACACACACACACACACACACACACACACACACACACACUGUCACAUCCUGUUUUAAAAGCUAUCACAUACAUACACAGGUUUCUAUACACUUUUCUAUUCACACACACUGAAGUUGGAAAACCGCCAGCCCCACUAGACAGCACGUGAAUGACCACAUUGUCCCGUUCUGUUGUCAUUCUUUUUGCGUAUGCACACUCACACACAGACUUUCUGUUUUGUGUUUUUAGAUAAAGUAUGACUUUAAAAAAAAAAUCACAGCCAAAUCAAUUUUUCUGGUUUUAGAUUCACCUCCCGUCUUUGCCAUCACUCUUUUCUCUCCUCCCUAAUCCUUUUUUGUCUUUCCUCCAUCUGUCUCUCCUGUUUUAGACACACCCACAACCACAGGUACCUUGUUAUUUGACGAUGGAGAGGUUCAUACCUACUUACAGUGCAAUCAGAAAGUACUGUACUAUGACAGCGAAACAUUUUCGGUGUGUGGUAGCUCUUUGCUUUACAGUGGGUAUAUAAUUAAACAAUGGCUGAGCGUUUAAAGGACUGAUUCAGAUUUAGUUUAAUAUCCAUAACAAAUAAACAGUAUAGGAAUUGUAGCUCUCUUUGUACGUACUCCCCCAGGUUUAAUGGACAACGUCUAAUUGAACAAACAAUGUGAAAGGGGUCGGUGGUAGUUAUGACCCUACAGAGAAUUAUCACCUGCUCCCCUCAGCUUUAUAGAACUUGUAAGUUUUGGCUCAUUGUUUAACUGUCCGGCCCAAAACGUUGCUCUUUUCAUUUAUUCUCACAGCUCUCUAAAUGGUGGUGUUUUCGUCCGCAGCAGGCAGCUGUUCUAAAAUCCCCCUGCACACUACUUGUUAAGCACCAAACAGCAAACAAGCACAGUUAGCGACUAGCUGGUGAACAUAGUGGAGCAUGUAGCAGCUAAGGAGCCAAAUAGUUCUGUUUAUAGUGCGUAUAAUUGGUAAAGACAAAAAAAAAAAAACAGAGCUAAACCAGAGUCAAUAUUACAAUCGCCAGGUGUCCAGAAACAAAUGAUAAUGAUGCUCUGUGCCUACUGGAUGUGUAAGCAGCUGUUAACAGGUUUGCUAUAUCAACUUAAAAGGUGAUUAUGUGUUAAUGUUGGCCAUAAA
Etheostoma spectabile (orangethroat darter) is the source of this 2621-nucleotide messenger RNA. It is a transcript of the gene ube2f, whose product is annotated as ubiquitin-conjugating enzyme E2F (putative). Lineage: Eukaryota; Metazoa; Chordata; Actinopteri; Perciformes; Percidae. The record is from RefSeq and is a predicted model, not a curated record. Bases 335 to 961 code for a protein of 208 amino acids. The transcript is spliced from 11 exons.